This is a messenger RNA of Amblyraja radiata (thorny skate), 2655 nucleotides long. It is a transcript of the gene fndc7a, whose product is annotated as fibronectin type III domain containing 7a. The record is from RefSeq and is a predicted model, not a curated record. Lineage: Eukaryota; Metazoa; Chordata; Chondrichthyes; Rajiformes; Rajidae. Gene Ontology annotation, molecular function: protein binding.
CAGUAAGGCAGCUCGAUACAAGUGAUAUCGCGAAUGUUUGAACAACUGUACACCGGCGUUGCACAAAUCUAGUUACAAACUGAGUAGGAGAAAUCUAUCAAACAAUGGGCAUUGGAGGAUUGACUUGUCUUCUGCUGGCCUGCAUGGCGAACAUGUCCUUGGCAAGCGCAGGUUUCACCCUAACGCAUUACGCCGUGACUUCCAGAAGUAUUUCAGCUCGUUGGAGUAGAUUUGAGGGAGCACAUUCCUACAAGCUUUCUGCAGCCUCCAACACAGCCACGGGGCAACCUGUGUUUGUCCAUUUCGACAAUCGUUUCGUUCUGGGCACCGUAACCAACCUGUUACCCGCAACUCAGUACACUGUAAAAGUAGAGGCUCUUGAUUCGAGCGGGAACAUACUGGCUGAGGCUCAAAUACAACACCUGACAGCUCCUGAUAUCCCGUUGAACAUAAAGGCUUUUUCCAAGACCAGCAGCAGCAUCACUGUGAAUUGGCCAGCAGUUCCAAAAGCCACUGGCUAUGUCUUGAAGGCCAAAGCUGGCAAUUUGAUCACUAAAAUCAUUGUCAAUGACUCAUCAGGAACCCUGACAGGUCUACAGCCAUAUACUUCCUAUAUCAUCUCCGUGUAUUCUUUAAAUCAAGGAGGAACCAGUCAGCCAUCAAUGCCUGUGGAAACAAGAACAGUUUUAGAUGCCCCGGUCUUCCACUCAUCUUCCCCAGAUUUUCAAACUAUAAUGGUGAGUUUGGAGCCUGUGCCCCAAGCAGUGCGAUACAUCUUCAUUAUCAUCAGAUCAGAUGCUGCAGGCAACAAAAUUAAGAAGACCACAACCUCUUUCAAUGUAACAUUCACUGACUUGGACCCAGGUACUUGGUACACUAUAAAAGUACAUGCUUUGGAUGCCAAUGGCAUACCUGGAGAUGACAAGAUCAAGGAACAAGUGACAAGACCAUUUGCCCCACAAUCUGUUCAUGCAAUUGUCAAGUCCGAUCCCAUUAAUACAUCCCUGGGAGCUGUCAUUACUUGGAAUGCCUCGGAAGGCUCAACAAAUUAUUUUGCUGUCCGCCUGACCAAAUUCCGCGAAGUUGGCCAUAACUGCACGUCAAAAUCCACAUCCUGUGUCAUCACUCCGAUCCAAUGUAGCACACAAUACAAUGUCACUGUCUUCGCCAUCAAUGAAGCAGGAUCUUCCGACCCUGCAUAUCCGACCGAGUUUAUAAGUUUUCCAUGUACUCCACAUGACAUUAAAGUCCAGGAGAAAUAUCCUGGCAACUUAACUAUAUCCUGGUCCCCAUCUCCCAUGAUUGAUUACUACACUACUUUUGUGAAGAGGGAUGAUGGCCUCGAGGCUUCCUGUAACACGACACUUAAACGAUGUUACUUCCAGUCAGAAUGUGGAUUCACAUACUUUAUCAGUGUUUUCUCCUACAAUAACGCUGGGCAGAGUAAACCAGGCAAUGUUUUAAACUAUACAACAGUACCGUGUUGUCCAACACAAGUUAAAACAUUAUUUGUCUCGAGCGAUACGAUUGAGGUGAAUUGGAAUCCAGUUCGCGGAGCUGAAAUGUAUGAAACCAAAGCACAAGACAUGGGCUCAGUAGUGUUCUGUAAUGACACUUCCACAAUCUGCACCUUAUCCGGAUUGGAAUGCAACAUAAACUACAAUGUCACUGUAUAUUCUUACAGUGAUAUCAGGGGAUUCAACAACUCGUGUCCAAAAAAGUCAAUCAAAACAGGUCCAUGCAGUCCCAGAAUUGUGAAUAUUACAAAGGUGAACCCGACCACUGUUAAUAUAACAUGGCAACAAAAUAACAUUGAUGCCACAUACAAAGUGUUUGUCUUCGGAAAAGCUGGAAUGAGAUACUGCAAUAGCUCUGGAUGUUCUUGUGCAAUCGCUAACCUACCCUGUGGAUCCACCUUCUCUGUUAGUGCAGUAGCCACUACUACAGAAGGAAGCAGUUUACCCAGCUACAGCAUACCGUUAGAAACAGCACCCUGCUGCCCUGAUAGCUUCACAGCGACACAAGUAACACAAUCAAUAACCAACAUUAGCUGGACUGCUGCAACAGGAGCACAGUCAUACACUACACUCCUGGAGUCACCUAAAGGACAAGCCAAGUGCCACACCGGAGCAACUCAUUGCCUUCUUGGAUGUAUAACAUGUGGCACCAACUACUCAGUGACCUUACUUGCCAUCAGUGAAACGGGAAUGGCAUCAGAAUGCAACUUCCUCGGCUAUUCAUCCAGUGGCUGUUGUCCAUCUGCAGUUAAACUCUACAGGCUGGGGAGCAAUGCUUUAAGAGUUUACUGGCAUGCCUCUGCCUCGGUAAAUUAUGUUGUGAAUGUGACCAGUGACCAUGCAAACUUCACCUGUUCCCCCUUGGCCAGAAUCACAUAUGACAUAAAUGAGAUUUACUGUGGGGAUCUAUACACUGUCAUCGUCUCCCCCGUAUCCACAGAUGGAUCAAUAGCCACAUUUUGUCCAAUGAAAGUUUAUUCAGUAUCAUGUUCUAUGAAUUCAGGUGCAAUGGUGAUUAAUCGAGGGAAGAGAGCCUAACACAGCCAAGGAUUUGAGAUCAUCAAAAUCAGUUCAUCCUAUCAGAAGUCAAUAACAAAUGAUGUCCUUCACAUUACACUUAAUGCUGACAACACAAUCU